GUAGUCAAUGAAACAGCUAAAAAUGCAGAAGUUGACGUCCAUGCUGACAGCAUCAGCACCGCUACAGCUACUGAAGAGAAGCGACCACAAUUUGGAACUCGGCUGCUUAAGGUCAAUGACGAUGUCUUUAAGCACAACGCUUGGUAAAUAUCUCUCCAGUCAACGGUAUUUGGCCAGCACAAAAUGGGAACACACGCGCAAUCGAAAGAAACUUUUGGGUGCGGGAUCUCGCAGACUGACAGAUGCGCGUGAAGUGUUCGAGUUUAAUGCCUGGGAUCAUGUUGAAUGGGAUGCUGAACAAGAGCAGGCGGCUGAAGCCGCUGUUAAGAGGAACUCGGAGACCAAAAUGAGCAAUAAUGAACGCGAACGUUUUAAAGCAGAUGCUCCAAAGUUCUGGGAUUCUUUUUAUGGCAUUCACGACAAUCGUUUUUUUAAGGACCGUCAUUGGCUAUUUACAGAGUUCCCGGAGUUGGCGCCCAUGGAAACCAUAGAUGCACCACGUAGCAUUUUUGAGCUAGGUUGCGGAGUAGGCAACACCAUUCUGCCCAUAUUACAGUACAGCACAGAACCACAACUAAGGUUAUACGGCUGUGAUUUCUCUGCACGCGCCAUUGAAAUUUUGCGAAAUCAACCACAGUUCGAUAAUAGACGCUGCGAUGUCUUUGUGAUGGAUGCUACACAGGAUCAAUGGCAGGUGCCAUUCGAAGAGAACUCACAGGACAUUAUUGUAAUGAUCUUCGUUCUCUCCGCAAUUGAACCUACCAAAAUGAAACAAGUUCUAGAGAAUUGCUAUCGGUAUUUGCGGCCAGGUGGUCUGCUUUUAUUUCGCGAUUAUGGACGCUACGAUUUGGCGCAGCUCCGCUUUAAGAGCGGCAAAUGCUUAGAGGAUAACUUUUAUGUUCGUGGUGAUGGUACAAUGGUGUAUUUCUUUACGGAACAAGAGCUACGAGACCUUUUUACUGCUGUGGGACUACAAGAAGUUCAGCUCAUUGUGGAUAGGCGACUGCAGGUCAAUCGGGGACGUUGCCUCAAAAUGUAUCGGGUCUGGAUACAAACAAAAUUUAGAAAACCGCUGGAACAGCCGUGAACUUUAGCAGUCGAUUAUGAGUUUGUUUAAUAU
Scaptodrosophila lebanonensis is the source of this 1120-nucleotide messenger RNA. It is a transcript of the gene Mettl2, whose product is annotated as methyltransferase-like protein. NCBI's taxonomy places the organism in Eukaryota, Metazoa, Arthropoda, Insecta, Diptera, Drosophilidae. The coding region runs from base 8 to 1087 and encodes 359 amino acids. The record is from RefSeq and is a predicted model, not a curated record. Gene Ontology annotation, molecular function: tRNA (cytidine-N3)-methyltransferase activity. The transcript is spliced from 2 exons.